Molecule: messenger RNA, 3134 nt
Organism: Boleophthalmus pectinirostris (great blue-spotted mudskipper)
Lineage: Eukaryota; Metazoa; Chordata; Actinopteri; Gobiiformes; Gobiidae
Gene: ano9b
Product: anoctamin 9b
Exons: 24
Coding region: 308-2647 (779 amino acids)
Biological process (GO): chloride transmembrane transport
Cellular component (GO): plasma membrane
Molecular function (GO): chloride channel activity; protein dimerization activity
Source: RefSeq, a predicted model, not a curated record
AGGUGGCCCAGGUAAAGACAGGCACGCCUUAACUUUACCUCACUGACGAACGCGCGCCUCGGACCCGAUCACCUGUGCAGAGGCUUAUAAAUAUGCGGAAGGACGGGGACUACGGUUAUACACAAGAUUAAGGUAAUGCGGGUGCUCUUUGUGGCAGAGUAGCAACCUAAUCACACCCCUUGAGGAGGAUGGGGCCGUGAUUCCGUAUGUCCGCGCCGAAACCGGACUAAACUUUGAAUAAUGUUGGUGGCACUGCCGGAUGUCAUUGUCUGCUGAACCUGCGUGAAACUUUGACACGACUUACAGCAUGUUUUUCAAGGCGCCCGAGGAGACAGAGAUGGAAAUCAGAGACAAGGACUUUUUCUCCAGAGAGCCUCUUCUCCCAUCUGUGGCUAUUCAAAGGACAUUUGAUUAUGUUCUGGUGUCUCCCAAACAUGAAGACGAUGACGACUUGAAGAUCCAAAGAGCCAGAGCCUUCAUCUAUCAACUGGAGAGGAAAAACUUUAAAGUGGCUAGGAUUGAACAUGAAGAGAAGAUAUUCUAUGGCCUGCGAGCACCAAGGGAAAUAUUUGAAGACUACUUGUACCUGCUCAAAGUGUCAGACUCCUGUAACUGGACUGGAGAUCUCAAAGGAGAAGUAACACAAGCUACAAGAAUACGGAUUGUACAUUUUAUUCUCCACAACACCUACACCACAACUGGAGAGAAGCUGAGUGAACUGUUAGAGCAUGAUGUGUUUGAGACAGCGUUCUGCCUUCAUGAGAGAAGGGAGCAGAAGUUAUUGAGGAAGAGGUGGGCUCGAUGGACUGGACUUUUCACAGGACAGCCACUAUAUCAUGUCAAGAAUUACUUUGGAGAGAAGGUUGCCCUCUACUACCUAUGGUUGGGAUGGUACACAAAGCUGCUAGUGCCAGCAGCUGCUCUGGGAAUUGUGGUUUUCCUCUAUGGUCUGGCCUUUUUUCGGACCAACCCUCUAAUCAAUGAAGUAUGUGAGUCCAGUACCAUCAUGUGUCCACGCUGUGACAAAAGGUGUCAAGUGUGGCAGCUCUCAGAUACAUGCACAUAUGCAAAGGUCAGCCUUCUAUUUGACAAUGAGGGCACUGUGGCGUUUGCUAUGUUCAUGGCCAUCUGGGCGACCUUGUUCUUAGAGUUAUGGAAAAGACACAGAGCAAGGCAUGUUUCUCAAUGGAAGGUGUAUGACUGGUGUGAGGAGGAGGAAGAGCUGAUAUUGGAAAUCGUCAACAAUCAAUUCUGCAAGCCUAAACAAUUCCGACACUCUUACCUUCGCAGCAUACUUGUCCUUACUUUGGUUACCCUCAUGCUGAUGACCAUCAUAGGCCUGACUCAUGCUCUGGUGGUCUUCAGAGUGGUGGCGGCCCCUCUCAUGUCAGAGGGCGACUGGGCGUUUAUAAGGGACCACGCUAAUACUGUGGCUGUGAUGCUGGGCGCUGUACUGCACUAUCUCACCAUUCAGAUCAUGACCAGGGUAAACAGAUGGGUGGCCCUCAAGCUGUGUGACAUCGAGAAGACCAACUCCUUUGCAUCAACAGAGAGGAGCUUCACAGUCAAAAUGUUUACUUUCCAGUUCUUCACUCUCUUCUCCUCUCUGUUUUAUGUGGCCUUCUUUCUGGGCAGGAUAAAUGGGCAUCCAGGAAGCUAUACAAGAAUUUCAACGUGGCGACUAGAAGAGUGCCAUCCCAGCGGCUGCCUGACCGACCUGUUCAUCCAAAUGGCCGUCAUCAUGCUGCUUAAACAGACCCUCAACAACAUCUUUGAGUUCACUAUCCCAUGGGUGAAGAGUUUGUUCAGUAGAAACGCUUCGAAGACCCUGAGGAGAAAAUGUGGUCACUGCUACAGAAAGGCCUGUCGCGAUGAGCAGGGCCGCGUGGAGCCCUGUGACAUCUGCAAGCUGAGGGACUGGCUCAUGAACUAUCACCUGACCAACACAGACGCCUUCAGCCUCUUCAAUGAGUUCCUGGAGAUGGUGGUCCAGUUCAGUUUCACCACUAUAUUUGUGGCAGCAUUCCCUCUGGCUCCACUGCUGGCUCUUCUCAAUAACAUCUUUGAGAUCCGUCUAGAUGCAAUCAAAAUGGUGCGCCUGGAGCGCCGCCUAGUGCCCAGGAAAACAAAUGACAUUGGUGUUUGGACCCAGGUGUUGGAGGCCAUCGGGGUGCUGGCAGUCAUAGCCAAUGGUCUGGUCAUCGGGAUCACGUCUGACUUUGUUCCACGUCUCGUCUAUCGUUACCGCUAUGGGCCUUGUGCCAUUGGAAAUGCAACCACAAAUUGUAUGUCAGGCUACAUCAAUGACACGCUGUCCACGGCCGACUGGUCCCAUGAGGCCGUGCAGAGGGACUUCCAUCCGAACCAGAUGAUCACCGAGACAGGCAUCAAUGUCACCCAGUGCAGUUAUAGAGAUUACCGGAGCAAUGAGGACUACUCUCUGACCUCUCAGUUCUGGUUGGUCCUGGCUGUGAGAUUUGCAUUUGUCAUCCUUUUUGAGCAUGUGGUCGUGGUGUGUAAAUUCAUAGCCGCCUGGUUUGUUCCUAAUAAUCCCAUACAAGUGAAGAACGAAAGGCUCCGUGACAAACUAGCACGGCUUAAAGAAGAACUACGUGAAAUGAAAUGCAACAAAUCCACAGAGGUCUAACAUCUCUCAUGGUUUAACACAGCGUACUCCUUUUUGUAUGUCUCUUCAGAACAGAUGCUAUAAGUAUUCACACUAUUAGGUAACAUUACAGUUUAUACUCAGGUCAGUCAAGAUUUUAGAAGAGAUUAUUGACUUGAAAGAAACCUUUACUGUUUAUGUUUUGUGAUAUAACCUAUUUAUAAAGUCUUUAGAGAAUGUGUUUGUGCUGUGUAAAUAUAAAAAAUAAAUUAACUGUAAAUUGUUAAUGUUAGAAAAGGCUUUCAUGUUUACUGGUACACUUCAUGUAUUUGUUUUAACUGCUUAAGAAUCUAGUCAAUGUAUUGUAACUCAUAAAUGUUGUCAGUGUUCAGAGUCCUCACCUCCUAAAAUGUGACACUAAAAUUUACACCUAAUUGACCAAUUGUAAACUAAAUUGUACUUGAAUAAUAUUGUAAAAACCUCAAUCUGCCAUUUCAUUAACUAUUAAAAUGUGUGUUUUUUACUGUUA